CAAGGGUGCCCGCUGAGAUCUCUUGUUCUCUAUCAAACCAGCAUACCUUAUAUGAAUGCUUCUCUCUACAAGAACAAACACCCUUCUUUUUUAAAGUUGUCUGUUUCUUGUUUUCCAGGUUUACUUGUUUUUUUUUCUUUUUGAUCACUUUCUUCGCUUAGACCUAUUGCCAGAUAUCAGCGCUUGAAGGGAUAUUAACGCUGUUGGGAAAAUGCACUUUAGGAGCUCAGCUCUAUGUUUGGUCCUCCUGUUGCAUCUUUGUCAGCUGGGCAGAGUCACCAAGGGUAAAACACAGGACCAAGAGUACCUGCGGGGCACUCUCAUGGCGUUGGGUCUACCUUUGGAGACUGAUGAGAAGCCUACACUCCAGAACAGCAAAAUUGGUCUCCUGAUCAAAAAACUGCUUCAGGAUGUGCACUGUGCAGAGAGGAUGGGCAUCACCCUGGACAUGUGUGAGGAAUGCCUGACACCAAACAGAGCUCUCUCAGUUCUUGAAAAUGACAGGAUUAAUCUCACUGAAGAAGAUUACUAUAAGAUCUCAACAGUUCUGCUAUAUUACAUAAUCAACUUGAAGGACCUGUGUGUCUCAAAAGUCAGCCCUCCAUCAGCACUUUCUCCUUCAUCUGGGAACUUACAGUUCUAUUUGCUGCACUUCAUCAAUCUGAAUCCAGAUGAAAACAAUCAGUUUCUGUCAUACAGCGAGACAGACACUAUUCUGCAGCUCAUUAACCAGCACUAUCGUCCCUCCAAAAGUGGUUUGCAAUGCAUUCAUUCAGCUCAUAUUCUGAAAGAGGCGGAUUUUGAUGGAAAUCCUGGUGCAGCUGUGGCAAAGGUGCCCAAAGUAGCAGCAGCUAUCAUCAGCCACAUCCUGCAGGGACACUGCUUUUCAACAAGAAACCUCCCAUCCCCAGACUUCUUCACAGAUUACAUAUUUCACUCGCUAAAUGGUUCAAAUAACCCACAGAUCAUAGACCUGGAGGAGCUUCUUCGUCAGUUAGGAGUUGGACAUGGUGAAAAAGCAAAGCUUUCUUCCAAUAAGAAGAAGCGAAGCAUCAAUGGAAGUCCACAUUUGCUGAAAAAUCUUAGCCAAGAUACUAAUGGAGAAUGGGCACAGGUGUGUUUUUCAGCCAAUCAGCUGGUGGAUAUUUUUUCUUUGGACCAUCGUUUAGCCAUUUCCAAGGACCAAUUCAGAGAAAUCUGUCCUGCCAUCAUUCAGCAGCUGCUAGGCAAUGUCUGUGGGUCACGUCAGCAAAUGCCAAGGGGGCCAGUUCCUACGGCUAUUGAAAAGUAUGGCUACAGCACAGCUGCCAUCCUGAUCAUCACAUUUGGCUCCAUGUUUGGGAUAUGCCUGGUUUUUUUCAACUCAUGUCAGGAGACCUACACACUCAUCCUGCAGCUGUUUGUGGGCCUGGCAGUGGGAACCCUUUCAGGCGAUGCGCUCCUGCACCUUAUUCCACAGAUUCUUGGCCUACAUGACAGUACUCACAGUCAUGGUGAUGAGCUCUACAUUGAGCAUAAGGAGUAUCUGUGGAAGAUCCUGGGCAUGAUUGCUGGAAUUUAUGGAUUUUUUCUCAUUGAAAGAAUAUUUUCCUUCUUGGUCCCAUCUCAUGGACAUGGUCAUUGCAGUGACCUCACCCUGGACCUGAACUCUAAUGGUCAGUCUCAGAGGAGCAAGUCCAUUUCAACCAUCCAGUUGGGCUCAGUGGAAGACGUCAUAGAGGGUCCAGAAAAUCCUCCUGAACAUACAAACACCGGGAGCAAUCCUCAUCAGAGACAAGAGGUUCCCCUGCUAGCUGUGAUGGUAAUUGUGGGAGACAGUCUUCAUAACUUUGCUGAUGGCUUGGUUGUUGGGGCGGCUUUCUCCUCAUCAGCCGAGACUGGCAUGGCAACCACAGUGGCCAUUCUGUGCCACGAGAUCCCGCACGAGAUGGGGGACUUUGCUGUGUUACUCAGCUCUGGGCUCUCAGUGAAGAUUGCUGUACUGAUGAACUUCCUCAGCGCUUUGACAGCUUUCAUGGGUCUUUACAUUGGACUCUGUGUCUCCUCUGACACAGAUGUACAACAGUGGAUAUUCUCUGUCACAGCUGGAAUAUUUCUAUAUUUGUCCCUGGUAGAAAUGCUGCCGGAGAUGAAUCGAGUGAAGACCAACAGGCCAUUUGUCACAUUUCUCCUGCAGAACCUCGGUUUGCUUUUGGGCUGGACUUGUCUUUUGUUGCUUGCACUUUUUGAACAUGAACUAAAAUUCUAAAAUAGAUGUUGACCUGCUCUGCUGGUUCUAACUUUAUAUUUAUGUCAUUGUGCAUUGUACAUAUUAAUCUAUCAGACACGAGCGUUACUUUUUGGACAAAAAGUUACAAUACAUCAUCUCACAAUUACAGCAUUGGAUCAUAAAUAAAUGCUUUAGUUCACUGAUGGUUGAGAAUUUUUCUAUAUUCAUUGAGAUUUACAUUGCAUAGCAUUUUGAUUUUUAUUGACA
Cyprinodon variegatus (sheepshead minnow) is the source of this 2476-nucleotide messenger RNA. RefSeq names its product solute carrier family 39 (zinc transporter), member 12 (gene slc39a12). Gene Ontology annotation, biological process: intracellular zinc ion homeostasis; zinc ion import across plasma membrane. Gene Ontology annotation, molecular function: zinc ion transmembrane transporter activity. The record is from RefSeq and is a predicted model, not a curated record. Lineage: Eukaryota; Metazoa; Chordata; Actinopteri; Cyprinodontiformes; Cyprinodontidae. Gene Ontology annotation, cellular component: membrane. Bases 212 to 2248 code for a protein of 678 amino acids. The transcript is spliced from 12 exons.